CGCGUCGUCGGCAAAAGAUAACGUUACGGCUUAAAUUUUCGCGCCAGUCGGCAUUUUUUUCGACUCUCUCUCUAUCGUCGAGGCCGGAUUUUUACGGAUUUCUCGUUUUCCGUAAAAGGGAAGCACGCGCGUGGGCCCCGCCAUACUUUUCGCGCGUUUAAUAAUAAAGUUGACGGUGUCCCGCGAUGUUUGUUUCGCUCAAAACUCUCGGACAAGUGUCCGUUUCUUGAGGCGACGGCGCCGAUCGUCUUGGUGGCCGCCCGGACGUCCCGAUUCGAUACCCGCGUAAUUUGAGGCGAAAGUGUCGAAGAUAUGGUCGGACGAGUCGAUUACUCCAGCGUCCCAGCUAGCGCGGACCUGGAGAACAACUCCAACCAGAAAAAGUACACGGUGAACAGAGGCGGGGACAAGGGUGGACUCGUCAUAUCGAAGCCGCUAUGCACCCUUAUGGCGAUCGGGGCCCUCUUGUUGGCCAUCCUCGCCGGCCUCGUCGUCUUCUUCUUGGUUCCAAGGGGUUGCGCCGGUGACGACGUCCACCCCCAAGCCUUGCAGAAGCACCAGCCAGUCGUCGAAGAUGGCGAGUCGCGCCUUCAGCCCGACAGCGAAGAAGUCGAAGAGAGGCUACCCAGGGACCUAAUGCCUACCCAUUAUAGGAUACAAAUACGACCGUACUUUGAAAACUACACGACGGCGGGUACGGAAACCGUAACCUUAUUGGUCGAGCAGGACACUGACGUCAUCAUUUUCCAUGCGAACAAAAUCAAAAUAGACCGAGGUUCCGUAAGGAUCCGGCCGGCGGAUCCACCAGACGCGAACCCCAUCGACAUCGUCUCGCAGGAGUACCUCGACGGCGAGCGAUACAAGCUAGUGCUGAAAACUUCGCUCAGCAAAGAAUCUCUGUAUUACUUGACGCUCGAUUUUGUCGGCGAAUUGAACGCCCAUCUUCAAGGUUUUUACCUCAGCCGAUACACGAGUCACUCGGGAGAGCCCAGGACUUCGCUGAGUACUCAAUUUUCACCGACGGACGCUAGGCGCGCGUUUCCCUGCUUCGACGAACCUUCGUUCAAGGCUAAGUUCGUCAUCAAAAUCGCUAGACCGUCUAACAUGUCGACGUUGUCCAACAUGCCCGUAGAGAAAACCGACGUGUUUGACACCGGCAAUGGGGCGUGGCUCUGGGACACCUACCCAGAAACGCCCGAGAUGCCCACGUACCUGGUUGCGUUCCUGGUAAGCGAUCUGGUAAAGAUGCAAUCGAGCGACAGACUGAUAAGCGUGUGGGCCAGAAAAGAAUACGUCUCCCAUUCGAGCUAUGCCCUCGAAGUGGCGCCGAAAGUACUCAGGUACUUCGAAGAGUACUUUCGGAUCAGUUUCCCGUUGCCGAAGAUCGACAUAGCGGCCGUACCGGAGUUCGGGUUCAGCGCGAUGGAAAAUUGGGGCCUAAUCACAUUCAGAGAGAGCACGUUACUGUUCGACCCGCUGAGCUCCACAGUCGAAGACCAAAGGGCCGUGGCGACGGUUCUUUCACACGAGAUCGCUCACCAAUGGUUCGGCAAUCUCGUCACUCCUAGAUGGUGGAACGACCUGUGGCUCAAGGAGGGUUUCGCCACAUAUUUGGAGUAUCUUGGCGUUGACCACGCUCAACCGACUUGGAAGAUAACCGAAGAGUUUCUGCCCAGCGAAAUCGAGAAAGCAAUGUCGGUGGACUCGUUGGAAUCGUCCAGACCCAUAUCGUUCAAUGUGGUCAACGGGCGGCAAAUCAAACAGGCGUUCGACGACAUAUCGUACGCCAAAGGCGCGUGCAUCAUAAGGAUGAUGAACCACUUCUUGGGCGAGGACACCUUCAGGAAUGGCCUGGCCAAGUUCCUCGACCAGCACAAGUACGGCAACGCGGACAGGGACGAUCUGUUCCGGAGUUUGUCGGAAGAAGCCCAUCUAAGAGGGGUGCUACUGCAGAACGAGACCGUGAAACACAUCAUGGAUACGUGGACCGAACAAGCCGGUUUCCCGGUACUGAACGUCGUGCCUGAUUACGAGAAAAAUGCGUUGAGGAUCCUCCAAAAACGCUUCCUGAUCUCGAACUCCAAAGGGGACGGUUCCAAGUGGUGGGUUCCCAUCUCAUACACGACCAGCGUGAGACCCGACUUUGCUGACACCAAACCGAGGAUAUGGCUCAGGGAGGAGCCCGAAACGACCGCCGACGUCGACCCGAUCGGCGACUGGUACCUCCUCAACCUCAAUCAAACCGGCUAUUACGUCGUCAACUACGACGAGAAAAACUGGAAAUCGCUCAGCGCCAACAUCAUGAGUCUCCCGCCGCUGAUACGGGCGCAGUUGAUCAGCGACUCAAUGGACUUGGCCCGAGCUAACCAGCUGGAUUAUUCCAUUCCGCUGACGAUGAUCGCUCGCAUGGCCAUACAAGACAAGAUGAUCAUGUUCGUGCCUACGACGGUCGCGUUCAGCAAACUCAAAUAUCUCAGCGACAUUUUGCACAGCACCCCGGCGUUUGGUCUGUUCGAGGAGUACCACAACGCCAUCUUCAAAGGCACGUACAACUUGGUCGAUUUUGACGACAGCAUCGAGGACUACCUGACGAGGAGGAUCAGGCAGACCGUGUUAGAAUGGUCGUGCAGAAGUCCAGAAUCCGUGUGCGUACACAAGUCGCGAUACGCUUUCAGGAAAUGGAUGGUGGACGGCAACAUGAUUUUGCCAAAUCUGAGACCCAUCGCGUAUUGCACCGCCAUCAGGGAAGGGUCGGAGAUCGAAUGGGACUUUGCCUACCAGAAAUACUUGGAGGCGACGUCACCCACUGAGAAGAAUGUCCUGCUGGACGCCUUGGGAUGUACCAAACAGAAAUGGCUGCUUUCAAGAUAUGUCCGCAAAUUAACUGACACAAAUGACGAAAAUUACAGCAUCAGGAUCCAGGACGCUGACCGAGUGUUUGAAUCGGUCGCCAAGAACAAGGAGGGGACUAACAUAGCGUUCGAUUUCAUCCGGAAGAAUUGGAACGAGCUGCUGACGCACUACGGCGACGGCUUCAACAUACUCGGCAAAAUGAUCAAGUCAGUGGCGGUCCAUAUGAACACCGACUUCCAGUUGGCCGAACUGGAGAGGUUCCGGGACACCAUUAGACCCAACAUAAGCACGACGACCAACGCAUUCGACAGCGCAACCGAAACGGUCAGGUCGAACGUCAAUUGGCUUAAACGGAACUACCAGCAAGUGGAUGAGUGGUUGAAAAAGUAUCACAACCAAUUCGGUUACAUUCAGUGAUGACGUCGUCGUUUGUUGGAACGCCUGCCCGGUGGUGCCUUCCAGUUUUAAAUAAUUCAACCCAGUAUUGUUUGGAACGCGCACUUGUUUUAAGUUAUUGUGAUACGUACUUUAUUGUUCACUAAGAAUUUCCUUCCUGUAAAGCGCUUAGAAUAACAUUAUUAGACACCGUGACUAACCCCAAUUGUAAGCGUUCGCGCAUCGCGGUCGUUAGACUACAGCACCAAAGUGUAGAUUGUUAAUAGGGAGCCGAAACUUUUUUUUAAUGUUUUAAACCCCUUACCUAACUAGGUUGUAACUUGUAAGAAUGUUUUAAUUUAUUUUUAUUACGUAAAAUCCCACGAUAUUAAUAAACUUUUAGU
This is a messenger RNA of Cylas formicarius (sweet potato weevil), 3632 nucleotides long. Its product is annotated as aminopeptidase N-like. The transcript is spliced from 11 exons. Lineage: Eukaryota; Metazoa; Arthropoda; Insecta; Coleoptera; Brentidae. The record is from RefSeq and is a predicted model, not a curated record. Gene Ontology annotation, molecular function: peptide binding; metalloaminopeptidase activity; zinc ion binding. Gene Ontology annotation, cellular component: cytoplasm. Bases 313 to 3270 code for a protein of 985 amino acids. Gene Ontology annotation, biological process: proteolysis; peptide catabolic process.